Molecule: messenger RNA, 1011 nt
Organism: Penicillium manginii
Lineage: Eukaryota; Fungi; Ascomycota; Eurotiomycetes; Eurotiales; Aspergillaceae
Product: structure-specific endonuclease subunit SLX1
Exons: 2
Coding region: 1-1011 (336 amino acids)
Biological process (GO): double-strand break repair via homologous recombination
Cellular component (GO): Slx1-Slx4 complex
Molecular function (GO): crossover junction DNA endonuclease activity; 5'-flap endonuclease activity
Source: RefSeq, a predicted model, not a curated record
AUGGAUAUCCAAGAGGAGACUCGACCCAUCCCGGCCUACUACGGCUGCUAUCUCCUCCGUUCGACCGUUCGACACUCCUCACUAUAUAUCGGUUCAACGCCAAACCCGAUCAGACGGCUAGCUCAACAUAACGGAACCGCCAAAGGUGGGGCAAAGCGAACAUCUCGCGAUAGCCUACGACCAUGGGAAAUGGCUCUUGUCGUGGAGGGCUUUAUGAGUCGCGUCGGCGCCCUACAAUUCGAAUGGGCCUGGCAACACCCCGAAAGAACCCGACACAUCGAAUCCGACGAAGAAAUCACCCGCUCAAAAGUCAUCAUCAAUUCCAAAACGGGCAAGACAAAGCCGCGUAAUUCGCGCUCGCGUAGAUCGCUGACCGCUCACCUGGAAGAUCUGCAUACGCUUCUUCGCUCCACCUACUUCUCCAGCUGGCCCUUGCGUAUUCGCUUUUUCUGCGCAGACGUUCAUCGGGUAUGGCGUAUCUGGAACGACCGUGUCGAUGUACCUCUGCGCGACGAGAAAUUGAUCCUGGACGGAGAUUGUCCUGGAAAGGCGAGCGAAAGCGAAGCGGUAGGGAGCAUCGAUAAGCUUACGGUGGACUAUUCGAAACUAGAGACUUAUUUGGAGAAGUCUAUGUUUCUUCUCGACGAUGCGGAGGGACUGACAUGUCAUGUUUGUAAAGUCGCUGUUCUUCCGCACGUCCAGCAAAUUGUGGUUUGUCCACGGGAACCAUGCCGCAGUACAAAUCAUCUUUUAUGCCUUUCUACCGUAUUCCUCGAGGUAGAAGGUGAUCCGGAUAGUCUCAUACCAACACAAGGCACAUGUCCCGCAUGCAAGGAGACUGUGCCGUGGCCAUUGAUGAUGCAGGAAUUGAGCGUUCGCAAUCGGGCCGAAAAGGAAGCACAAGCAAUUCUGCGGAGAAAGGAUAAACGUGACCGCAAGAACAAAACUAAAGAUCCUCGGCAAACUUCUGUUGAACCCUCAUCGCAGCAAGCAGGGGGGGUUGGCGAGUGA